Nothobranchius furzeri (turquoise killifish) is the source of this 8235-nucleotide messenger RNA. The record is from RefSeq and is a predicted model, not a curated record. Lineage: Eukaryota; Metazoa; Chordata; Actinopteri; Cyprinodontiformes; Nothobranchiidae.
ACUCUUCGCUGUUUUUAGCCCGAAUGCAAGCGCUUUCUCCUCUGACAAGAUGAGAGGGGUUUAUGCGGGAGGUUUGCUUCUGGUUUGUGUUUUGUCUGCUGCUGGGUUGAAGGCUCUAGCGAGGGUGUUUCUUUGUAACGUGUUAGCCUGCUUUGCUAAGGUUCCUUGUGGGAACUCGUUAUGAGAAGAGCUCCUGCUUUGCUAGCAGAGAUAAGCUAUACGGAAAUAAGGAACGCUGCGGAGCUAAAACGACUUGUAAAAGUGUUUCUAUUAUUGAACAUGUUUUGUAGUUUUAACUUUCCACGCUGUGGUAGCAGAGCUGCCGGCUAGUCAGCGUUGCUAACUGGUCAGCUGGAGCAGGUGUCUGUUGUUGCUAACGCCAGCGAUGCCUCCUGACAAUGCCUGUUGGUAUCCUGUUUUUUGGGAGGCAACGUCAACGCUGAUGUUGCAAGUUUGUGUUUCGAUGUGUAGGAAAUCUGGUCGGUUACAGAAAAUCUGUACGGCUGUUGGCAAAUGGAAAGUGUCGUAAGCUAGCCCUGCACUCACUCACUGGUUGACAAUAGCUAAGCCAUUACUUUCCCUUUUGUCUUUUGCUACAAGAUAGCUUCGCUAGCUCUCCAUCUGCCCUCUUUGUGGCAUCAGAUGGCUGUGAUAAGCUUUCAGAUAACACCACACUAAGUUCUGCAGCUCGGAGAAAAUAGUUCUGAGUGAGCUAACAUUUUCAAUUUGGAUAAAGGUUGUGUUUAGUGGAAUCAUUUAGGGUUCUGAGUGGCACAUCCUGGAAAUGGGCUGGUAAACGUCAUUGCACCCCGUCGAGUUAUUUACUUUUUAAGAUUUGUUAAAUUGACAUUUUUUCUAAAACCAUUAAAACAAGUUCAGACCUAAUGAGAGAAUUAGUUUAAAUGGUUGCCUAUUCAUUUUACAUAUGUAUAAGGAGAAAGGAUUUCUUAACAGGUGGAUUUUUAAUUUUUUAUGGAAUUUUAAACAUAAUUUCUGUCAGGCAGAUUUGUUGUAUACCUAUUCUUCCCAACAGUAUAACAGCCCGGCAUUUAGGGGUGCUUUAAUUCUGUUGGUGCUCCAUUUAAAAUUGGUUUCUCUGUGUUGCAUCACAUUUUAUUCUUAGGUCCACUGGGUCUCAUGUUCACCUGCAACCUCUGAAUCCCAUUUGGGAAGAAAGCAGGCGCCAUGCAGACCCCUGAAGCAGGCGCUGACUCCACCUCCACUGUCCCCCUUCAGACCACCGUGCCUGUCCAGCCUACCGGCUCCACCCAGCAGGUGCCUGUCCAGCAGCAGGCCCAGACUGUUCAACAGGUUCAGCAUGUUUACCCAGCACAGGUGCAGUAUGUCGAGGAAAACAGUGGCGUCUACACCAACGGCAACAUAAGGACCUACUCAUACUCCGAGCCACAGCUGUACAGCCAGAACAGCGGGGGGAGCUACUUUGACACACAGGGCAGCGCGUCUCAAGUGUCCACUGUGGUGACGUCUCACGGCAUGACCAACAAUGGAGGAGGGAGCGCUGGAGGGAUGAGCAUGGGUCUGGCGGGGGGUCAGGUAAUCAGCAGCAGCUCCGGGGCUUACUUGAUGGACAAUGCCGGACCCCACCCCGCCACCCAGACUGCACGGGCCUCCCCAGCCACUAUUGAAAUGGCGAUUGAGACACUCCAAAAAUCUGAGGGUUUAUCCAGUCAGAGAAGCUCGCUACUCAACAGCCAUCUUCAGUGGCUGCUGGACAAUUACGAGACAGCAGAGGGAGUAAGUCUACCACGGUCCACCCUCUACAAUCACUACCUGCGCCACUGCCAGGAGCAGAAAUUAGACCCGGUCAACGCAGCCUCAUUUGGUAAACUCAUUCGCUCUAUCUUCAUGGGACUCCGUACAAGGCGUCUUGGGACAAGAGGGAACUCCAAAUAUCAUUACUACGGUAUACGAGUGAAACCAGAUUCCCCGCUCAAUAGACUCCAAGAAGACAUGCAGUACAUGGCCCUGAGACAGCAGCCUGUUCAGCAGAAGCAGAGGUUCAAGUCAGUGCAGAAGUUUGACAGCGGCUCCGGAGACAAUUACACAAGUGGAGGCCAGCACCAUCCAGGUGCUGCAGAACAGACGGUUAUUGCACAGAGCCAGCACCACCAGCAGUUCCUUGAUGCAUCACGGGCACUCCCUGAUUUUGUAGAGCUGGACCUGGGUCAGAGCAAUACGGAGAACGUCAGCCCAGAGGAUGUAAAGGCUCUUCAGUCCCUUUACAGAGAGCACUGUGAGGCUAUCUUGGACGUUGUGGUCAACCUCCAGUUCAGUCUAAUCGAGAAGCUGUGGCAGACAUUCUGGCGUUAUUCUCCCCCUGACACUGUAGAGGGUGCCACUGUAACAGAGAAUCGCAGUGUAAGUGAGAUUGAAGCGCGGCUCCCUGAAGCACAGUUAUUGUUGCUGUGCAGAAACGAGGCGGUUCUUAAGUGGAUGAGCACCUGUGACCAUUUAAUGUACCAGGUCCUCGUGGAGAUUCUUAUUCCUGAUGUCCUGAGACCCAUUCCCAGUGCCUUGACUCAAGCCAUUCGCAACUUUGCCAAAAGCCUGGAAGGGUGGCUUAGUAAUGCCAUGAAUGCCAUUCCACAGAGAAUGAUCCAGACCAAGAUUGCCGCUGUUAGUGCCUUUGCGCAAACGCUGCGCAGAUAUACAUCUCUGAACCACCUGGCUCAGGCGGCACGCGCUGUGUUGCAAAACACAUCACAGAUCAACCAGAUGCUGAGCGAUCUCAAUCGUGUUGACUUUGCAAACGUGCAGGAGCAGGCAUCGUGGGUGUGCCAGUGUGAGGAGGGCGUGGUUCAGCACUUGGAGCAGGACUUUAAGGCCACGCUGCAGCAGCAGAGCUCUCUGGAGCAGUGGGCAGCCUGGCUGGAGAACGUGGUCACUCAGGUGCUCAAGCCUUACGAGCACAGGCCCAGCUUCCCCAGGGCAGCUCGACAGUUCCUGCUGAAGUGGUCCUUCUACAGUUCUAUGGUGAUCAGAGACCUGACCCUGCGCAGUGCUGCCAGCUUCGGCUCCUUCCACCUGAUCCGCCUGCUUUAUGAUGAGUACAUGUUUUAUCUAGUGGAGCAUCGUGUGGCUCAAGCUACAGGAGAGACGCCCAUUGGUGUCAUGGGCGAGUUUGACAACCUCAACAACUUAUCCCUUACUAGCAUCGAUAAAGAUGAGACGAGCGGGAUGGACAGUGACUUGGAAGAGGAUGUGGAGGAGUCUGGGGAACCGCUCCCCAAACGGGAGAAGUCGGAGCAUGAGGUAAUCCAGGUGAUCCAGGUCGGGGCGCUAGAAGACGGGAUCCACCCCGUGGUGGGAGUUGUUCAGCAGAGUGUGCUCCACUCACUGCCACAGCCCCCCCAGGACCACACCGACCACAUCCUAACCUCGUCUGUGGGGACUCCCACCAUCCGCCACUGCAGCACCACCGGCAACACGUACGCCUCUGUUUGAAGGUCCAAGGCUCACCUUGUCUGCCUAGUCUAGCUGUCUCACUCUCCACACACACACACACACACACACACACACACACAGCUCUUUUUCUCUCUCUCUCACUCCUCCAAGUCUAGAUGUCUGCAUUGUUUCCAUGUGUUGUCUCUGCACUUGUGUGGACUUGUUCUCCUGCCCAGCCUGGUCAGUGGAGGAGUGACACUCCAGCCAAGAUGUGCCCUGUCCUUGUCUGACUGUUUGGAUUCUGGAUGUGUUAGUCAUCCUGUCCGUCUGUGCUCUAGACACGGUGCGGCAGCCGGUGGAAGGGACCGGGAGGAAAAAGGACUAAUUCGACCUGUUAAAACGUUUCCUCUUCAGACAUGACUUACUGCUUCUGUCUGUGCACACAGAUGGGCUUGAUUCUGCCAAACUACUGAUGCCUCAGAGCUCAAAUCCAUGUCACCAGUCCCAGGAGAGCAAUCUCACCCGCCCACUGUUUUAUAUUUCAGUUGGUAUUAGUCAGAUUUCAUGGUGCUAUGACUGUUUUUGUUUUCUCAUUUAUUUCAGCUGCCCCUCCUGAUUUGAGUAUAUUUUGUGCACCCUGAUGGUUGAUGCUCUUCUGAUGUGAGACUAGCUAGCAAACAGACUUUUAGUUUACAUUUAAUACCGGAUCACAGGACGGUUCGGUUUGGUAGUCAUGUUUGCUACAUGCACAUAAACAUUUGCAACUCUAAACCACAAAAAUGACACAAAAAAAUCAAUACUGCUGCUGUUGCAUUUAGCAUUGAGAUGUCAAAAAACAAACAGUGCUAGCUCUUCUAUGCACCCUGUGCAUAAUGCUUGCCUUUUUUUUUUUUUGUAGACGCUUUUUAGUGUGGUUUAUGGACACGUUCCCCUGGUUUAGCGCUUUCUGUCUUAAUGACAUUUCUUACGUUUGCAGUGGACCAAAAAUAACAAACCAACAAGCGGAAGCUAAGAGUGAGCCGUCUGAGCCACCCAAAAGAUAUAUUUUAUUUUUAAAUGCCGUUUCCUGUCCCGCAGUGCCAUGUUGCAAAGCAGAGAGAAUGUCAGGGAUUCAAUGUACCUCGGCUUUAUUCUAGUGCCUUAUCCUUGAACGCAGCUGUCCGUGUAGUCCUGACCCGUGUGCUGUUAGAGCGCCCGCAGCUCCUCCGCAUCGUCCCAGCCGCAGAUUUGGUUUUUUUCUGGUGACUUGUGGCUGGAUUUGGGCUGGCUCAUCAGUGUUGGGGUCUGUGGGAUGCAGGCGCAGACACACGUUUUUUUUUUUUUUUAUGUUAUCUGGAUCAGCUUUUCUAAACUCCUAGUCUUUAGCCUUGCUCCGACCCUCACUCUGCCUUCUCGAGAACUAUUCUUGCAUUAGCCUUUGUCAUUAGAUGAAGUGUGCAUGUGUCCGUGUAUGUAUGUAUGUAUGUAUGUGUGUGUGUGUGUUUGCGCGCGUGUAUGUGUGUUUGUUUGGACACAUCCAUCAGUCACCCUACCUCAAACCAGUGGUGCCAGCCCUUUGAUGCGUGCAGCACAGUCACCAAACCUAUUGCACACACACACACACACUCUCUCACACACACACACACACACACACACACACACACACCACUGUACUGCACAAAUCUCAACGUGAUGGAGAAAAAUCUGCAUUACUUUUCUCUCACCUCUGAUACAUUUUCAGUUUUAUAACCCGUAAAAAUAAAUUCCUUUGUUCCCUGUUUGAAGUUCAUCUUUGUACAGUGGACCAAAAGUAGAUAUUUUCUAAUAUUCAAAGAGAUAUAGAGAUAUAUAUGUAUAGUAUAUAAAAUGCUGACACACUACAUAUAUUUGUUGCUUUUUAUGUGUUUUUGAUCUGAUAAGACGUGAAUGUUUCUCUGCGGUAGCUCAUCUGUAAUUAGCUUAUAGACUGUGAAGUGUGAAAGGUGUCGGUCGGGACUCACUUCUGAUUUUGUAGAACUAUACUUGAACUGUUCUAGCCUUCUAUGUCGUGGCGAAUGUUGAGAUUAAUCCUCUAAAAAUAGGAAACUUGUUGCUCCAUUUAUAAUGCUCGUUUAAAUGAUCUGUAUCAUUUUCCUUAAAAAGUUAAUUUAUUAAUAUUUAUUGGGUUUUUUUUUUUGUUGUUUUUUUUUUCUUUUGGGUCUUAUGUUAUAAUGGUCUCUGAGGAAGAAUCGUAAAUUACUCAAAUGACAGAUCCUACUGUACAGAAAGUUUUUGUUCCAUCUUUGUGGAUUUAAAAAGGGGCACUGCGUUUGCUGUAAUCACUACGUCUUUGAGAUAUUAACAGUGCACUGGAUUUUUCCCCUUUUUGUGGGGUUUACGUUGUGUAGGUGGGAAAGUGCAAAUACAUCGUCUUAAUUAGGCUACUGGGUCAGCAGGUGUUUUGGUUGAACUCGGGCAACCUAAGCCCAGUUUCCUCCUAGUUUAUACUUUACUUCUAUCAUGUUGGCUUGAAAUGUUCAACCCGAUCUAGGAACUUUUGUUUCCAGUUAAAUUUUUUUCUUAUAUAAAAGGCGAUUUAACUGCACAUAAGUUGCUGUAAGCUGCAGACUUUUAUUUUCUAUUUUGCAUCUCCGUUAUGAACUUAAGACAGGACACAUCUUAGUGUGAACCUAAAUUCACAUUCAGGUUCUCAAGUGCUCACAAUAGCUAAUAAGUAGGGAUGUUCGAUAUUGGCUUUGUUACCGAUAUCCCAAUAUAGUCUAACUCUUGAUUUCCGGGACUAAUAUAAAACAAUACCAAUGUAUGCGGGGUCCUCCCUCAUAAAGAAAACUAAAUUGUUUUAGGCAACUAACAUCACAGAUAAUUCCAUCCUGCAUAAUUAAACUUUAGGCAUUAAACCUAGUUUAUACUUCUGUGCGCAGAGGCGCAGUGACACACGGUCGCCACAAGGGCUCUCUGUUAGGCAUGCAAGGACGUAGGAGUAGUUGAAUUUUAUAAUCUAUCCAUCAGACUCAACAGAGAGUGCAUGUCUGUGAUUGGUCAGCCCCCAGCUCGAUUCCACUUCCUUUAAAUUCGUCAACAGCGCCAGCUUGUUCGCUCCCGUUGAAUUAUUUGUGAGAAAAGCUUUUGUCCCUCGAGAUCAAGCAGUUCCAGCUCAAUGAAAACUUGCUCUGUGUGUGUGUGUGUGUGUGUGUGUGUGUGUGUGUGUGUGUGUGUGUGUGUGUGUGUGUGUGUGUGUGUGUGUGUGUAUAAAAACUUGCUGAUGAAGUAUAAACUGGGCUUCGCUCUGUGCUAAAUAUCACGGCUACCUCAGUUUAAGUUAGGUCAGUGGUGUGUAUAAAAUGUGCAUGGCGUGUACAACUUGUCCUUGAAAGGUUGAAAACCCAAUUUUACAUGUUAAUGCCACUAUUGGCCGAUAAUAUCGGACAUCCCUACUUAUGUUUUACACUACGUUCUAUAUGUAACCUGAUCAUCAUGUUGCACUCAGUAUUCAAAUUAUUUAAAAAAUUAUGAAAAAUGGCCCAAAUUUUGUACAAAAUCACGAGUUCUUGGAUUUGAAGUUAUUUAUUUUCCCCUGUGGUAUGUUUAUCAUUAUGCUUGAUCGUUAUAACUAAUGUUCUUUUAUUUAAUUUAAUCUCAACCUUCUUAAACAGAUGGUGACGUGUAUUGUUUUGGGCCUAAGUGGCUCUAAGGGUGUUUGUUUAAAUCACAUUUGUGUGUUGAUUUUUUUUAUUAUUGUUUUGGGAUCGUAAGUGCUUUCGGCUCCUGCACAGAUGCCAUUGUGCUGCAACAAUCUACGCUCCCACCAGAAAGUGGUGUAAGCUGCCUGGGUAACACUGGACUGAUGGUGAUGCUGCCAACGCUGCUUGUUUUGUUUGUGACAGAUGUUUUAGCGAGAGAAUGCCACCUCCAGCUGUUAAUGAUAUAAGCUAGAAUCGCCUCUUCAUGUGGGAAAUGCGGCAGCUUCUCUGAACCAUAGCAAACUCCGGUGCCUUGGAUUUCACCCGGACCGCAGCAGAAAGCCCUGGGGGGGGGGGGACUACUGGGUCUCUGGUGGGACACCACAGAGACCUAUCCCUGACUACUGAUUACACACACUUAACUAUUUACACCUGCAAACUACUUUUAAAUGUAUAAAACUAGUAAAUGCACCAGGAGAGUUCCCGUCGGUGAAAAAAAGGCUCUCCGAGAUGGUUUCUCACGAUCGUGAUUUCUUUUGUCGGAUAUUUUCUAAACGCUGUGACCUGUUUGAGAUUUGUAAGUGCCAUUUGACAGUUUAGUGAGUCGUGGCCAUCUGUAGCACGCCGCUUGAUGCUAGCACAAGCAUUUUAGGUGGUGGCAUUUGGAGAAGGCUUUUUGUUUUUAUUCUUCUGACAAAAAAAUGUGUAUAUCAAAAACUGAAAAGGUAUAUUUAUUUGUGUACUAAUUUGUUCUUUUAGUGAACCUUUUAUGAUAUGUUGACUUAAGUGCUUUUGUGAUUUCCUUUUUGGUUCCUCUAUUUUGGAUAAUGUAUAGUAUCUGAUAUAAUAUAUACACACAGGAUUCAUGUGACUUUUUUUGUGUGCCGUUAAGUUUGCUUCAUACAAUGUAUAUUCUCAAAUUGGCAAGCGAAACGAUGUGUGUAGGGUGGUUUGUAUUGUGUAUUUUACAUGAAAACGACGACUAAUGGGGGACUUUUAUAUUUACAGAGACAUCAUCAUUUAGUGUGUCGUAUUGAUUAUAGAAACUAUUAAAGACACAUGUAGUUUUGUUUUCUGAAUAUUUCAGAUCUCAGCUCAGGCUAGCUUCUUUGUGUUGUUUUCUUACGAUUUGUGACUCGUCUUUGCAGUAAUAAACGUUUUCUUGUUCAGA